AUGGGGUGGCUGUCCCAUGGCAUCGUCCCCCUCAUCGCCUGGUGCUUCGUCACCUUCCAGGCGGCCUCCUGCCUGCCGGACCAGCGCGGCAGCCACGCCGAGGAGCGUCUCUUCAAGCACCUCUUCACCGGCUACAACCGCUGGUCACGGCCGGUGCCCAACACCUCCGACGUGGUCAUCGUGAAGUUCGGGCUCUCCAUUGCACAGCUCAUCGACGUGGAUGAGAAGAACCAAAUGAUGACCACGAACGUCUGGCUGAAACAGGAGUGGAGUGACUACAAGCUGCGCUGGGACCCGGCUGAAUUUGACAAUGUCACCUCCAUCCGCGUGCCCUCCGAGAUGAUCUGGAUCCCCGACAUCGUGCUCUACAACAAUGCCGACGGGGAGUUUGCUGUGACCCACAUGACAAAGGCCCACCUCUUCUCCAAUGGGAAGGUGAAGUGGGUGCCACCCGCCAUCUACAAGAGCUCGUGCAGCAUCGACGUCACCUUCUUCCCCUUCGACCAGCAGAACUGCAAGAUGAAGUUCGGCUCCUGGACCUACGACAAGGCCAAGAUCGACCUGGAGAACAUGGAGCACCACGUGGACCUCAAGGACUACUGGGAGAGCGGCGAGUGGGCCAUCAUAAAUGCCAUCGGCACCUAUAACUCCAAGAAGUAUGACUGCUGCACCGAGAUCUACCCCGACAUCACCUUCUGCUUCAUCAUCCGUCGCCUCCCGCUCUUCUACACCAUCAAUCUCAUCAUACCCUGCCUGCUUAUCUCCUGCCUGACCGUGCUGGUCUUCUACCUGCCCUCUGACUGUGGGGAGAAGAUCACCCUCUGCAUCUCCGUCCUGCUUUCCCUCACGGUCUUCCUGCUGCUCAUCACGGAAAUCAUCCCGUCCACCUCGCUGGUCAUCCCUCUCAUCGGCGAGUACCUCCUCUUCACCAUGAUCUUCGUCACACUCUCCAUCAUCAUCACCGUGUUCGUCCUCAACGUCCACCACCGCUCCCCCAGCACCCACACGAUGCCCCGCUGGGUCCGUAGCUUCUUCCUGGACUUCAUCCCUCGCUGGCUCUUCAUGAAGCGACCCCCGGUGCUGCCUCCCCCCGAGGGGACCACGGGGCAGUACGACCUCCCGGGGACGAGGCUCAGCACCUCCCGGUGCUGGCUGGAGACCGAUGUGGAUGACAAGUGGGAGGAGGAGGAGGAGGAGGAAGAGGAGGAAGAAGAGGAGGAGGAAGAGGAGGAGAAGACAUACCCCAGCCGCAUAUCCCAGGCGGGCUCCCGCAGCCAGGGUGCCCAGUGCCGCUACGGCUGUGGGCGCCAAGCUGGGAAGGCAUCGGCAGGCUCAGCCCCCCGGGUGCCCCCCAAGGGGGAGGAGGAGGAGGAGGCGGGCUCAGACCGGGGGCUGAUGCUGUCCCCCAGCAUCCUGAAGGCCCUGGAAGGGGUGCAGUACAUCGCGGACCACCUGCGAGCCGAAGAUGCUGACUUCUCGGUGAAGGAGGACUGGAAGUACGUGGCCAUGGUGAUCGACCGCAUCUUCCUCUGGAUGUUCAUCAUCGUCUGCUUGCUGGGCACCGUGGGGCUCUUCCUCCCGCCCUACCUGGCGGGGAUGAUCUAGGGGCUGGGCCAGGCUGUGGUGGGGACGGCAGGAGAUGCACGGUCCGUUCUCCUGGGAGGAGACCUUCCCUCUCCCUGGGAGGACAUGGGUGCAACCAUGGAGGACCCUUGGAUGGGAAAUGCAGUGUGAAGCAAGGGCUGUGCUAAGGGGUGACCUGGGGAUGGUGGGGAGGGAUGGCCACCUGCCAUCCUGCCCACGGUGGUCACAACCAUCCUGGCAUGGAGAAAGGCAUGCUACAGGUUCUCCAUUGCCCAAGCACAGGCUGGAGGCAUCUAGGAGAGGCUCUGUCUCCUCGAGCUGCUGCAAAUCCUACACAAAACCCGAGCGCUGCUUCUGGUUGUGACUCCAACGUGCUGGGCAAGAAGAGAGGACAUCCCACCUGCUUUAUGACCUCAGGGUGCUCAGGACCGCAAGCUGGUGAAGUCAUGCAUGACGUGGGGCAGGCAAUAAGGCUUUGGAUGGUCCAUGCAGAAGGGGUACAGCCAUGGGAGGAGAGAGAUGUCCCUGCUCUGCAAAGCCCAGCCCAGGCACAGACCCUCUGCAACCCGCUGACACCAGCGGCUCCUUCCACACCAUCCCACACUGGAGCUCGGGGCGGCAGGGAGACGGGAACAGCCGACCCAGAAAUGGGGGUGGCUUGGAAGGGAAAAACCACCCUGUGGAACAGGAUAACCCACCCAGCCACGGGCAGAGAGCGUCCAUGGACCCUGGGAGCUCAGGGCUGCUGCCUCACGCCGAGGCUGGUGGACUCCGCUGGUGUCGGGGGAACCUGCGCUGCCGAGGUCCAUCCUGAGUGAAUCCUCCCCUCCAUCCCACGCUAGAUGCCAAACCGCCUGUCUCUGAUGACUGCUGCAAUCUAGCUUUUAAUUUCUAGCUUCCACGUGCCCGAAAAGACCCAUGCUAUAGAGCACCUCCUCUCUUCUUCCAUGCCCUGAGAGACACCAGGUUUUUCCUGGUUUUUCCUCUCCUCCAGGAGCCCGACCCGUCACGGUGCUGGAUGCAGGCUGAGGGCGUUUCAGAAAACACAUUGAGUGUGGCCAGCAGGUGGAGGGAGGUCAUCCUCCCCCUCUGCUCUGCCCUGGGGAGGCCACAGCUGGAGCACUGGGGCCAGUUCUGGGCUCCCCGGGUCCAGAAGGACAGGGAACUGCUGGGGAGGGGACAGCAAAGGGCUACCGAGAUGAUCAAGAGAUGGAGCAUCUCUGUGCUGAGGAAGGGCCGAGAGCCCUGGGGCUGUUCAGCUGGAGCAGAGCAGGCUGAGAGGGAUCUCAUCAAUGCUCAGCAAUAGCUAAAGGGCGGGGGGCAAGAGGAUGGGGCCAGGCUCUUCUCAGUGGUGCCCGGGGACAGGACAAGGGGCAACGGGCACAAACUUGACCAUGGGAAGUUCCAUCUCAACGUGAGGAGGAACUUCUUUGCUGUGAGGGUGGCAGAGCCCUGGCACAGGCUGCCCAGAGAGGUGGGGGAGUCUCCGUCUCUGGAGACAUUCCAACCCCGCCUGGACGCGUUCCUGUGCCACCUGCUCUGGGUGAC
Molecule: messenger RNA, 3132 nt
Organism: Chroicocephalus ridibundus (black-headed gull)
Lineage: Eukaryota; Metazoa; Chordata; Aves; Charadriiformes; Laridae
Gene: CHRNA2
Product: cholinergic receptor nicotinic alpha 2 subunit
Exons: 6
Coding region: 1-1605 (534 amino acids)
Biological process (GO): monoatomic ion transmembrane transport; nervous system process; signal transduction
Cellular component (GO): postsynaptic membrane; synapse; neuron projection
Molecular function (GO): acetylcholine-gated monoatomic cation-selective channel activity; acetylcholine receptor activity
Source: RefSeq, a predicted model, not a curated record